CUGUAUCCUCUGGAGAUGUUCCGUAACCCUUAUGACACCGACUGCAUCACUUGGUCACCCCAAGGUCGUAUAUUCCAAAUCGAGUAUGCUAUGGAAGCGGUGAAGCAGGGAACUGCUGUAGUAGCUCUCAGAGGAAAGAAACACGCGAUUUUGUGUGCCUUCCGAAGGAGACAGUCUGAUCUCGCCUCCUACCAGCAGAAAAUAUUCCGCAUCGACGACCAUAUCGGUGUUGCUAUAUCUGGCCUCACUGCUGAUGCCCGUGUAAUUUGCUCCUUCAUGCGUGAUGAGUGCUUAUCCCACAAGUUCACUUACGACACGCCGAUGAGCGUCGGAAGGUUGGUCAACAAGAUCGGUGUUGAAUCACAGGAGAAGACCCAGGUGGCGAGUAAGCGCCCCUACGGUGUUGGCCUUCUGGUUGCGGGUUACGAUGAGAACGGUCCCCACAUUUAUGAGACAUGCCCUAGUGGGAACAUCUUCGAGUAUUACGCGAUGGCCAUUGGUGGUCGCUCCCAGUCUGCCAGAACUUAUCUGGAGAAUAACUAUGAAGGUUUCGAGAAUAUCGAGGAUCAGAAGGAGCUCCUUAUGCAUGGUCUCAAGGCUCUAGCCAAGACACUCCAGGAUGAUGCUAAGCUGACAACCGAGAAUUGUAGCAUCGCCAUUGUGGGGGAGGACUUACCUUUCAAGGAGCUGAACACCGAGGAAUUGCAGAGUCUCAUCAGCAAUCUAGAUCAGACCCAGGCCGAAACGAGUGGUGCAGCUCCUAUGGACACAUCUGAGUGAAAAGUGAUGACCAGUAAAUACCGGUAGCUAUUGAUUGUUACCACUGAUUGUUGAUGAACCAUAAGUUUCAAAACAUCGCCAC
Messenger RNA from Perkinsus marinus ATCC 50983, 862 nucleotides. Its product is annotated as proteasome A type subunit, putative. Gene Ontology annotation, biological process: ubiquitin-dependent protein catabolic process. Gene Ontology annotation, cellular component: proteasome core complex; proteasome core complex, alpha-subunit complex. Bases 16 to 780 code for a protein of 254 amino acids. NCBI's taxonomy places the organism in Eukaryota, Perkinsozoa, Perkinsida, Perkinsidae. The record is from RefSeq and is a predicted model, not a curated record. The transcript has 7 exons.